This is a messenger RNA of Larimichthys crocea (large yellow croaker), 2952 nucleotides long. It is a transcript of the gene adrb3a, whose product is annotated as adrenoceptor beta 3a. Gene Ontology annotation, cellular component: plasma membrane. The coding region runs from base 588 to 1898 and encodes 436 amino acids. Gene Ontology annotation, biological process: positive regulation of MAPK cascade; norepinephrine-epinephrine-mediated vasodilation involved in regulation of systemic arterial blood pressure; adenylate cyclase-activating adrenergic receptor signaling pathway. The transcript has 2 exons. Gene Ontology annotation, molecular function: epinephrine binding; beta3-adrenergic receptor activity. The record is from RefSeq and is a predicted model, not a curated record. Lineage: Eukaryota; Metazoa; Chordata; Actinopteri; Sciaenidae.
AGAGAGAGAGCAAAAGAAAGAGUGGACAGCCACUCUGGUGCACUCUGGUGGUUCCUGCAACAGCGUCACUGUUGCUUGAUCUCCAACCGUCCAACUGUGGCAUUGUGGCUCCUAGACGAUUCAGCGAAAAACACUGAAAACUCCUCCAAUCCCAGUGGACGGAUUUAAAUGGACAAGGCUUGUUUUUGUGUGUGUGUGCAUGUGUUUCUUUCAGCUCAGAAAACUUUUUUUCCCACUUAAUGUUUCUCUGGAUCCAUGAAAGAGCUGCAACUCUGUGAACUGAUAUUGUUUCGGCUUUGUGGACAGUUUGGAUACAUCUUUUUUUUUUUUUUUUUGAGAACAUGUUGCCGUUGCCUACACCAGAAGAACUUCCACAAACAGUCACGUCUUGGGAAACAUGGAGAGCCUGAUGAAAACAAGGUGUGGAAUGUAAGCAGUGAAGACUGACUUUUAUGUAGUGUGGAUUUCUUUUUCACUUUGAGCAGAUUUAUGAUGCUUGUAAGAAGUGCAGAUUCUUUUGUUUUGCUGACUUUGACGUGAAAAACACAUCUUCAACUUCCUGUUGUCCCGAGUUGAUCCGCUGAAUAAUGGAUGCCAACCUGAGCACUUCACUAUCCAACGUGACCAACAGUACAGGACCCUUCUACGAUGCGGCGGGACCCUGGAGCCUCAUCAUACUGGUCAUCAUCAUACUGACCAUAGUGGUGGGAAACCUGCUGGUCAUCAUCGCUGUGGCUCAUACAUCGCAGCUACAGACGACGACAAACAUUUUCAUAAUGUCCCUGGGGUGUGCAGACCUCAUCAUGGGGGUCCUUGUGGUGCCUCUUGGGGCUACUAUUGUAGUGACGGGUAAAUGGCAGCUCAGUGACAGAUUCUGUGACUUCUGGACUUCUGUGGACGUCCUGUGCGUGACAGCGAGCAUCGAGACGCUCUGCGUUAUAGCAGUGGAUCGGUAUAUAGCCAUCACGAGGCCGCUGAGGCACAAGGUUCUACUCAAUAAGUGGCGUGCCAGGGUAAUAGUUUGUUUAGUGUGGGUUGUGUCCUCCCUAAUUUCCUUUGUGCCAAUUAUGCAAGGGCUUUGGCGUGAUGACGACCCCACAGCAAAAAAGUGCUACGAAGAUCCAGCAUGCUGUGACUUUGUGACCAACAGGGCCUUUGCUAUAAUAUCUUCUAUAGUCUCUUUUUACAUUCCACUGCUCAUAAUGAUAUUUGUGUAUGCAAAAGUCUUUCUAAUAGCCACACGGCAGGUCCAGCUCAUAGAUAAGCAUCGAAUGCGUUUCCAGAAUGAGGGCCUGGCGUCGCAAAUGCAAGUUGGCCCCCACGUCAACAAUGUCAUGCCAGUGGGGUGUACGGGCUCCAGCAGCUGCAGCAACAACGCUGUGCGGAGAAAGAGCGUCAAGCGGAGGCCGUCCCGGCUGAUGCUCGUCAAAGAGCACAAGGCCCUCAAGACUCUGGGCAUCAUCAUGGGGACCUUCACCGUGUGCUGGUUGCCAUUCUUCGUCGCCAACAUCAUCAACGCAUUCUACAGAGGCGUUCCCUCAGAGAGGAUCUUCCGACUGUUGAAUUGGUUGGGUUACAUCAACUCCGGCCUCAAUCCAAUCAUCUACUGCAGGAGUCCAGAGUUUCGUACAGCGUUCAAGAACCUGCUGGGCUGCCCGUGGUUGUCCACCUUGCAGCUCAAUACUUUCUAUAAAGAGCUGCGGACACGCUGCUCUUGCUUUCUGUGGCAGGCUGAGUCGGGCACAGCCGGUAAUUUACAAAAGUCUUCAACCAGUAAGACUGAGGGCAGUCUAGCCAGUACACAGGAAAGCAGCAAAAGUGAGGAGGCUUCCCCUGGUACUCUGCAGUCCAACGGCAGCACACAGUUCAGUGACUUAUCAGAACCAGAAACCCAAUAAGAGCAAACGUCCCGAUCACAAAACACAGCUUCACCCUGAUUACAAUGACACACUUGACUGCUAAUGUGUCCAUCUCUUCUCAGCUUCACGUUGCAGGAAAAGGACGGGUGAACUGUAAGAUGUGGAACUACUAAAACAAACUGUUCUCCAUCUGAUAAUGUGACUCCCACGAAAAGGCUGAGUCCAAAAGAAGAGGACCAAACCGGCUGGAUUGACAGAAGAGAAACUGCUGAUUUGGUCUGGACAGGAACUCCAAUGGCUGGAUGGACGGACUGCUGCAGCUCAGCACUUCACAGACGUUAGGUGACACCAGAGUUGAGCCUCUAAUUGUCAUCGGAAUAAUGUUUGCAAAAAAAAAAGACAGACAAUACUUAACUGCGAGUUUUGAAUGCAUUCCAGUAAACCUUUGGACACGAUGAAUGUGGCCUGUGGUUUCAGAAAUGACAGCAUAAACUGUGUACAGUAUAAAACAUAUGGUAAGUUAUCUAUUUAUGAUACACCGAAUCUGUAGCAAAAUACAAAAGUUGUCUAACUUAAUACUUCUGGCAAAGCCGUCAUCACUGCCCAGGUUAAGGAACAGUUGUUGUCGUUGCACAAACUCCUCAGUGUAAUAUCAGCUGCAAAUAUUCAAUUCUGGUGUCUGUUAACUUCUACAUGUUUCCAUCCUGGACUCUGCAUACGCACAAUAGUUAUUUUUGCUUAAAUCGCAUCUACGGAAAAUGUUCGUCUCUGAUUGGCUGGCUGUUAAAAUCCAACAUCAGGACAACUCAAAGGUAAUUCCUGUCAACAGUUAACCACCAGUGUAAAUCAAUGUGCAAGGUACAGUAUUAUAAACUGCAGGUAACCAUAGCGAAACACUUCUGCUGCGUGCUAUGUUGUCGGUAAACUCUCUACCUAUUCUUCUUUGAUAAGCGAACAUGGCUCGCACUCUGAAAUGUCCAAAUAUGAUAAAAUAACGUAUUUAUGUCCGUUAUUUUGAUAUAUCGGGACUCUGUGUUGUGCGUUACAUAAAAUCAUCUGUUGCAUUGACAAAUAAAAUAUUAUAAAACUGUGA